Molecule: messenger RNA, 1059 nt
Organism: Sinocyclocheilus anshuiensis
Lineage: Eukaryota; Metazoa; Chordata; Actinopteri; Cypriniformes; Cyprinidae
Gene: adora3a.1
Product: adenosine A3 receptor a.1
Exons: 3
Coding region: 1-1059 (352 amino acids)
Biological process (GO): G protein-coupled adenosine receptor signaling pathway
Cellular component (GO): plasma membrane; dendrite; synapse
Molecular function (GO): G protein-coupled adenosine receptor activity
Source: RefSeq, a predicted model, not a curated record
AUGGUAUCAGGUGGAGGAUUCAUUUACAUCUCUCUUGAAGUGCUCAUUGCAGUGGGAUGCUGUCUGGGCAAUAUGUUGGUGAUCUGGGCCGUGUGGAGAAGUGGAGCCCUGAACAAACCCACUUUCUGCUUGAUCGUGUCUCUGGCGGUGGCUGAUUUCCUGGUUGGGGCCGUGGCAAUUCCUCUGGCUGUGACUGUGGACAUCCACAUCAAAAUCCCUUUCCAUGCCUGUCUCUUCAUCAGUUGUUUUCUCAUCGUGCCGCUGCAAGCGUCAGUGCUCACCCUCCUGGCUAUUGCUGUGGACCGAUGUCUGCGGGUUUGCAUCCCUUUCAGGUACAAGUCUACAGUCACUAAGAAGCGCUCAUGGUUCCUCGCCGCUAUGUGCUGGAUUCUAGCAUCUGUUCUGGGCUUCUUACCCAUGUUUGGAUGGUACAACAAUGACGCACUGACACGUUACAACUCCACCUCCAUAGACUGUCAGUUCAUUGUUGUCAUUCCCAUUACAUACCUGAUCCACUUCAUCUUUGAGGGCUGUUUUCUUCCUCCGUUGGCAGCCAUGAUCGCUUUGUAUUGCUACAUCUUUUUAAAAAUUAGAAGUGGAAGAGCAGGUAUGUCAGCUGAAACCAGUACAUAUAAACAAAAGGAGCACAAACUGGCUACCUCUCUGGUUUUAGUCUUGGCUCUUUUUAUUGUUUGCUGGCUGCCGUUACACACGAUACAAUCCAUCACAUACUAUAACCAGAGUAUACAUGUACCGCCCAUUGCUUUGUACUUUGGCAUUCUCCUCUCUCAUGCCAACUCGAUGGUAAACCCUGUAGUGUACGCCUUCAAAAUCCCUAAGAUAAAGCGGGAGUACGGGAAGAUUUGGAGGAGGGUGAUUGGUCAACAGCAGCAAGCAGAUACAAACAGCAGCAGGACUCCUGCUAGUAAUACCACUGAUAACCAUGAUGGACGAGUUCAUGUGAAAAUCAGUCCACAGGGGGGAGCCAAUGACAUGACUGACUCCAUAUUACACGGUUCUGCCAGUAGGGCGCCUCAAAACACCACAGUCAAAGUCUGA